Messenger RNA from Ilyonectria robusta, 2274 nucleotides. Its product is annotated as SNF2 family N-terminal domain-containing protein. The transcript is spliced from 8 exons. NCBI's taxonomy places the organism in Eukaryota, Fungi, Ascomycota, Sordariomycetes, Hypocreales, Nectriaceae. The annotation marks the transcript as partial. Gene Ontology annotation, molecular function: ATP binding; ATP-dependent chromatin remodeler activity. The record is from RefSeq and is a predicted model, not a curated record.
UUGGCCGCGCUAUGCCAGCUCUCACUUUGCUCUACUCUCUUCAGUUAUCCCGUGAAAUUCACCGACAACGAACAAUUCACUGGGAUAGAGCACAGUGACUUGAAAGGGAAGCUUAGCUCCGAGUUAACCUACAUUACGAUUGCUUUGCGGGGCGAUGAUGCCCUUGAGCUUGAAGUCAACUGCUCCAUGACAGACAAGUCAGAUUCAUCCGCGCCCAAGGGCCAGCUCCGCCGCCGACCCGGGUUUUCAACACAGUGUUCACUCGACAUCAUCAUCUACGGACCAAUGGAGCUCUUUGUUGACGUUGGGAGCUUCUUUGAGGAGUACGAUGUCUAUCUCCAAGACCCAGUGAAUUGCAAGCGGAACGUGCGAUAUUGCAAUCCCCAAAGGCUGUCCGUCGACCCCAGCGCCAUCAAACUCACAUCCGAGUUAGGGAGCCAGCUUGCACAUGCAGUUGCAAUAAAUGAUCUUGAAACACGACCAGAGUUUUUGGACAUCCUAUGCUCGCAACAGGAUCUGGCUGAAACAGCGCAACCCGGGCCGAUAAAGACUAUUUUAAGACGGUGGGUGGUCUUCCGCAACACAAUCUCGGGUAGCUAUCAGAUGCAAGAACCUGAUCAAUUCUAUGGGGGUAUCGUUGCAGACCCUAUGGGACUGGGAAAGUCCCUCUCCAUGAUCGCAUUGAUAGCGUACGAUGUCCAUCCACACGACAACGAUCCGUCAUCCCGCCCUGCAGUUGACCGUGAGGAAUCCUCAGGUCAGACACUAGUCAUAGUGCCUCCCCCUUUGCUCAGUACGUGGGAAGGACAACUCAAAGAACAUGUAUUCACGAACAACCUGCCCUGGCGCCGAUAUCACGGUAAAGGUCGACUACGGGACUCGUCAGAACUCAGCGAUACCCUGAUUGUUUUGACAACAUACCACACUGUCAUGACGGAAUGGAGAAACAUCGAAGAGAGGAACCAAUCCAUUCUUUUCAAAACCAAGUGGAAGAGAAUUAUCUUGGAUGAAGCGCACUUCAUACGUAAUAACGAGUCCCAAAUGUCAAAGGCAAUAUGCUCCCUCGAAUCUGUUUCGAGAUGGGCAGUUACAGGAACACCCAUCCAGAACAAACUCGCAGACCUUUCUGCCCUGUUAAAGUUUCUAAGGAUUUAUCCAUACUCAGAGAAGAGAGCCUUUGAUGCAGAUAUAUCUAAUUUCUGGAAAUCUGGCAAUAUGGACAAAGCAGUCGAACGACUAAAGAGACUCUCCAGCUGUCUCCUACUCCGCCGUCCGAAGGAGACAAUCCAGCUUCCGACAAAGCGUGACUACACGUUUACUGUGGAACUCACGACAGCUGAACGGCAACUCUACGAGGAUGUCAGGUCGCAGGCCAUUGCCCAUAUUGAUGAGGCAUUGCAUUUGCGCGACAGUUCAACCCGAUCGCAUUCCUUUUUCAACGUCCUACAAAGGAUUGAAGCCAUGCGUAUGGUAUGCAAUCUUGGACUAUACUACCCGUCUCGUCACGAAGUCUUGAACGGCCGUCAAAACACAGACGACGACUGGCAAAUGGAAGCGCAGCGCGUCUUCAAUCUUCAACGCGACAUGGGCCAGAUUCAAUGUCAAGAUUGCGGCUUCAGCGCUGAUGCAGCAGGGGACCCUUUCUUCGAAUCCGGACGGCCCAGAGUGUCACAUCUUUUCUCCCGCUGUUACAAGUUCCUAUGUUCUUCCUGUUCCCAGCACCAUUCAGAUCCAAACAGAAUUGUUCUCUGUGAACAUAAAAACCCAAGGUGCCCUGUUUCCACUGUAUUGAUGGACGUCGACUCAGAGGAGCCGCCCUCCAACUUGCCCGGCAGCCUUACACAUAAGCUACCAUCCAAGGUCGAAAUGUUACUAGACGACUUGAAGAAGCAGCCGAUUGAUGUCAAAAGUGUUGUGUUCUCCUCUUGGAAAAUGACUCUCAAUAUCGUUGACGCUGGCCUCAAGCAUGCCUCUAUACCAUCUCUAAGAUAUGAUGGUAGCGUGGCACAGAAAGACAGGCAGGGCGUUAUUGACAGAUUUCGAAACGAUCCAUCGAUCAGGGUCUUGCUACUAACGUUAACUUGCGGCGCCGUGGGUCUCACUUUGACUGAGGCGUCCCGAGCCUACCUCAUGGAGCCACAUUGGAAUCCGACUCUUGAAGAUCAAGCAUUGGCACGAAUUCAUCGUAUAGGGCAGACACGAGAGGUAACGACCAUAAGAUUUUCUGUCAAAGAUUCCUUUGAGGAGGUGAGUGUCAUCUUUAAAGUGCCAUAG